GCCUGCCUUUGACAGUAAGCCUUGCUAGCUGUCGCACGCUGUCUAACACUCAAACGAAGCAGCUAGCCGGUGCUCUAAUUCAACACGAGCUCUCAUCUCAGGGACAGUUAGCUUCACAAAGGCGCUCCGGAGUUUAGCUGCCGACGAAGGGACACAACAAAGAUGUCUAAGGAUACGGAAGGCAAGAGCGAGAAAAUCAUGGAUUUGGAGAGUAAGGUGUUGUGGUACCCGGACUCCAAGAAGAACACACAGAUGGAUAAAUUCAGGAUACAGGUCAACGGGGACUACGGACUUAAUCUGGUUAACUACAAUGACCUGUACCAGUGGUCGGUGCACAGCUAUUCAGAGUUCUGGGCGGAGGUGUGGCGCUUCUGUGGAGUAGUCAGCUCCAAACCAUUCGAAGAGGUAGUGGAUGUAUCCAAACGGAUCUCGGAUGUACCGGAGUGGUUUAAAGGAGCUCGACUCAACUACGCAGAGAACCUGCUCAAACAUGCAGACCAGGACAAAGUGGCUCUCUAUGCUGCCAUGGAGGCAAACGAUGAGAUCGUGAAGGUGACGUUCGGGGAGCUGAGGCGUGAUGUGGCGUUGUAUGCUGCAGCCAUGAGGAAGAUGGGCGUCCAGACAGGAGACAGGGUUGUGGGCUACCUGCCCAAUGGUAUCCAUGCAGUGGAGGCCAUGUUAGCAGCAGCCAGCAUUGGAGCCAUUUGGAGCUCUACGUCCGUCGACUUUGGAGUCAACGGUGUCCUCGACAGGUUUUCUCAAAUCCAGCCCAAACUGAUCUUCUCUGUCGCGGCGGUGGUUUACAACGGCAAAACACAUGACCACAUGGAAAAACUGACCAGCGUUGUCAAAGGUCUGCCUGACUUAAAGAAGGUAGUGGUGAUUCCCUACGUUCGCUCCAAACAGGAGACAGACCUCUCCAAGAUCCCCAACAGUGUAUUUAUAGAUGAUUUCCUGGCAACUGGACGCGGUGAGGGUGACCAGUUUCCUCAGCUGGAGUUCGAGCAGCUUCCAUUCAGUCAUCCUCUGUUCAUCAUGUACUCCUCUGGAACCACAGGGGCUCCCAAAUGUAUGGUCCACUCUGCUGGGGGCACGCUUAUCCAACACUUGAAAGAACACAUUCUCCAUGGCAAUAUGACCAGCAGUGAUGUCAUCAUUUAUUACACCACGACUGGCUGGAUGAUGUGGAACUGGCUGGUGUCUGCUCUGGCAGUGGGAGCUUCAGUGGUUUUAUAUGACGGUUCACCACUAGUGCCCACACCCAAUGUACUGUGGAACCUAACAGACCAGCUCGGCAUCACUAUCUUUGGUACCGGGGCCAAGUGGCUGUCAGUGCUGCAGGAGAGGAACCUGAAACCCGGGGAAACGCACAACCUCCAGUCUCUCCACACCAUCCUGUCUACUGGUUCUCCUCUCAAACCCCAGAGCUACGACUACGUCUACCGAUGCAUCAAGAGUAACGUGCUGCUGGGCUCCAUCUCAGGCGGCACUGACAUAGUGUCAUGUUUUAUGGGUCAGAACCCAGCAGUUCCAGUGUAUCGGGGUGAGAUCCAAACAAGAAACCUUGGGAUGGCUGUGGAAGCAUGGGGCAUUGAUGGUAAGCCUGUAUGGGGAGAGAGCGGGGAGCUGGUCUGCUUGAAGCCAAUCCCCUGUCAGCCUACACACUUCUGGAAUGAUGAGAAUGGGAGCAAAUACCACAAAGCUUACUUUUCCACAUUUCCUGGUGUGUGGGCCCAUGGAGACUAUUGUAAAAUCAACCCAAAGACAGGAGGCAUUGUCAUGCUGGGCAGAAGUGACGGGACGUUGAACCCCAACGGAGUCCGUUUUGGCAGCUCAGAGAUCUACAAUAUUGUGGAGGCGUUUGAGGAAGUGUCAGACAGUCUUUGUGUUCCUCAGUACAACGCUGAUGGAGAAGAGCGUGUUAUUCUCUUCUUGAAAAUGGCACCUGGAAAGCCCUUCAGUCCAGAGUUGGUGGCAAAGAUUAAAGGAGCUAUUAGAAAAGCUCUGUCUGCCCGACACGUACCCGCCCUGCUGCUGGAGACCAGAGACAUUCCUUACACCAUCAGUGGUAAGAAGGUGGAGGUAGCUGUGAAACAAGUGGUCGCUGGCCGGGAGGUGUUGCAAAGAGGAGCUUUCUCCAAUCCUGAUUCAUUGGACCUCUACAAGAACAUUCCUGAACUGCAAAACUACUAAAGAGGAAGCAUCACAGAGCUGGAGAAACAACCUGCAACAGAGAACCACUUGACAAGAAUUCAGAUUAGUUUUUAAAUGAACUUUAUUCAAAUUUACUGGUACAGGGAGACGUGCAAAGAGCAUUGCAGGUACAAUUUUCAGAGGUACCUUGUGCAUUGUACAGGGCAUACAAAAGGAAACACAUCUGUACGUCAAAAUAAUACAAAAAAUAUGUAUUUAUAUAAUAACAUUAAGUCUACGGAGACUUUGAAAACAUGAGCUGCACUGUUCCAUAGGCCAGCUUGUAACCAAGUGAUCAAGCAGCUGCUCUUAGGCUACCAUGUGUGAAAGUAAAUGUGAACUGGAUUCAUCUUUUGGAUGUAACAUGAUGUUGCACAGCAGCGCUUUUGAAUACGACACAACAGGCAACAGAGAAGUGAAAUUUAGCACUAGGAGCUUUGCUUUGUCUUCACAGUCUGAUUGCUAUCAGACAGUGAGGAACUAUACCUGUCUGUGUCACCACUGUAAAAAUCCAUGGAAGUGUACAGAUAAAAACACACAAAGAUUUGGGAUGAACACCUCAGCUCAUAUCAACAUAUCAUUGUUAUGUGGUGUGUACCGCUUUAUUACAUGUAUAUAAAUAUGAACAUAUAUAUAUUUUUUGGACUGUGAAAUUGCGUUAACAUUAUAAUUAUGCAUUUAAAGAUAGUGACCCCAACCUGUUAACCAAAGUGAGUCACAGAUUUUAGUGGGUUGUUAGGAGUUAAAACUAAACUUAUUGAAGUUAAAAACAACCUAAAAAAGUUAAUUAUCUCUUAUGUAUUACAUGCUCAAAUCCUAACCCUCAUAUGAUUUUGUGACUGUUGAUUCUAUUUCAUUCCGCCCAAGACAUCAAGGCAUGAAUUGAUGUAAUGUAAUCUCCCUUCAAAGGAAGGUUUUUUUUAGUCACAUUUGCCCUUAUUUAGCAAACAAUUGUAUGAAUAAGUCGGUCUAGAUCAAGUGUGAUUUGAAAGUGAGCAGAUGUUCAUUUCACCACAAAAGCAUGUAUUUAUUAGUUCUGUAUCUAUGUUCCAUGUUUGUCAAUGUGUUCUCUUCAAAUAGCUACAGUACAGCCUCUAUUGCUUUGUACAUGGAAAAGCUGAAUAAUUGUGACAAAGUCUAAAGGCAAAUUAAUGCAUUUAAAGAUGAACUUCAGUGGUUUUGGUCAGUUGUAGCACUAUUUAGCGAAAUGGGUGUCUGUACAAUACCAAUAACACGAACAAAAGACAAAUGUUGGGAGAUCAGAUCAGAAUGUUAAUUGAAAAAGUCACAGACAUGAAUGUUAGUGAAGCAUUUGAUCUUUGGGGAAAGUUGGAGAAAGAUUUUCAUACUAAUGCAGAUGUAGCCUUUUUUUCUUACUGGACUUCUGUGUGGUACUGGAUUCUAAUCAAUUUCCUUUUGAUUCUGUCUCUGUCAGUAUUUCCGUUACGAUUAUAUCACACAUGUGUAAAACUACGAAUGUAAAUAAAUCACCGGGGAAACCCGGGAGUUCAUCUUUAA
Molecule: messenger RNA, 3711 nt
Organism: Thunnus maccoyii (southern bluefin tuna)
Lineage: Eukaryota; Metazoa; Chordata; Actinopteri; Scombriformes; Scombridae
Gene: aacs
Product: acetoacetyl-CoA synthetase
Exons: 18
Coding region: 163-2193 (676 amino acids)
Biological process (GO): lipid metabolic process; positive regulation of insulin secretion
Cellular component (GO): cytosol
Molecular function (GO): acetoacetate-CoA ligase activity
Source: RefSeq, a predicted model, not a curated record